Messenger RNA from Scatophagus argus, 2252 nucleotides. RefSeq names its product solute carrier family 28 member 1 (gene slc28a1). NCBI's taxonomy places the organism in Eukaryota, Metazoa, Chordata, Actinopteri, Scatophagidae. Gene Ontology annotation, cellular component: membrane. Gene Ontology annotation, biological process: nucleoside transmembrane transport. The transcript has 18 exons. The record is from RefSeq and is a predicted model, not a curated record. Bases 118 to 2085 code for a protein of 655 amino acids. Gene Ontology annotation, molecular function: nucleoside:sodium symporter activity.
UAGAUCAGAGCAGUACGUAAUGUGUCUGUUAAUUAGUGAUAAGAUGUUUCGUAGAGGGCAGAGGGUAUAUUGUUUUUACAGCGCAGCAUUUGACAGUCGGAUUUAGGAGGACUCACAAUGACAGAAAACAACGGUGUCCAGCUCAAAAAUGCAACCCACACCAGAGGAAAUGGUGUGGUAAACGAGGCUUUUGAUAUAGAGGAGGACAACAUUAAUGACACUGGCAGCAACAAAUCGCAGAAAGUAAAAAAUAAAAAGGGGUUAGGCUCAUACUUAAGCCAAGUCUCCAAGCCGAUUAAUGCCACAGAGGAUUACUUCAAGGCUCACUCAAAAACCUUCAAAUACGUUCUGCUGGGCAUACUUGGAGCAGGUUAUGUGGCGUACUUCAUUGCAGCCUGUGUAUUGGAUUUCAAGAGGGCCACUGCUCUUGUCGUCCUAACCAGCUUGGCUGUUGUUGUUAAGUCAUACGAACUUUUGAAGGAGUACAAGGGUGAAAGCAUCAGUCGGUGUUUCAAACCUGCAGUUAGAUGGUUUAAAUCUAACUUGAAAUGGAUGAAAUGGAUUUUCAUCAUAGCUGUUGUGGUCCUGUUUGUGGUGUGGCUCAUUUUAGACACGAGCAAGCGUCCAGAGCAGCUUGUCUCAUUUGGAGGUGUGUGCAUGUUCAUCGUGCUUUUGUUCCUCUUAUCGGCACACAGGACAGCGGUAUCAUGGAGGGUUGUGUUUUGGGGUCUCGGGCUGCAGUUCUGCAUUGGCCUUUUUGUUAUAAGAACACAACCUGGAAUCAUGGCUUUUGAAUGGCUUGGAAGACAAGUGCAGACAUUCCUCGACUAUACCAAGGAAGGGUCAUCAUUUGUUUUUGGGAAUUUGAUCACAAACAUUUUUGCCUUCCAAGCCUUACCCAUUGUUGUGUUCUUCAGCAGUGUGAUGUCGAUCCUUUACUUUUUGGGGAUAAUGCAAUGGAUCAUUCUGAAGAUCUCAUGGGUUAUGCAGAUAACGAUGGGAACCUCUCCCACAGAGACCUUGAGUGUGGCAGGCAAUAUAUUUGUUGGGCAGACUGAGGCUCCGCUGCUGAUCCGCCCCUAUUUGAAAGACAUGACCAAAUCUGAGAUCCAUGCUGUUUUGACUGGAGGAUUUGCCACAAUUGCAGGCAGUGUCAUGGGGGCAUUCAUCUCAUUUGGGAUUGAUGCAUCUUCCUUGAUAUCAGCCUCUGUGAUGGCUGCCCCUUGUGCCUUGGCCAUCUCCAAACUGUCCUACCCAGAGACAGAGGAGAGUAUCUUCAAGUCUGACAAGAAUAUUAAAGUGGCUUGUGGAGACGAAAAAAACAUCCUGGAGGCUGCUAGCAGUGGAGCUUCUGCUUCAAUUGGUCUUGUUGCUAACAUUGCAGCAAAUUUGAUAGCCUUUCUUGCCAUCCUCGGGUUCAUAAAUCAAGCUUUGAGUUGGCUUGGAGGUAUGGUGGGAUAUCCCUCGGUCACAUUUCAGUUGAUUUGCUCUUAUGUGUUCAUGCCUGUGGCCUUUAUGAUGGGAGUACCAUAUGAUGAAAGUUUUACUGUGGCUGAACUAAUCGGCACAAAGCUCUUCCUCAAUGAGUUUGUGGCUUAUGAGAAAUUAUCUGAGCUGAAGAACAACAGACUCGCUGGACUUGAUGAAAUAAUAGGGGGCGAAAGGCAAUGGAUAUCUGUCAGAUCAGAAAUAAUCACCACCUAUGCUCUUUGUGGGUUUGCCAACUUCAGCUCACUGGGUAUUGUGAUUGGAGGCCUAUCCUCUAUAUGCCCACCAAGAAGAAGUGACAUCUCAUCUCUGGUGUUGAGAGCUAUGCUCACUGGGACUUGUGUGUCUCUCGUCAACGCAUGUAUUGCAGGGCUUCUCUUUGUUCCUCCAUUGGACUGCGUGAACCUGUUCAAGGUAUCUGCUUUCAAUGCCACAGAUGUAAACGUGCAAACCUGCUGUGAGGACCUCUUUAAAAGCACUGUAAACAAUGGGACCAUCUCAUUUGAAGGAGCGUGGAGUACAACAGCAAAUGUCACUUUGUUUUUCUCUAAAUGCUGUCAGUGUUGUGGUCUUUCUGCUGCGGACGUUUGUAAGUAGAAGAGAAAAAUGCACGUCAAUGUCUGGUUUUGUUUUCACUGUAGCUUUCUCUCCGUGUUUGUAUAUUUGUUUCCCCAUUUAUUGUAAACAUGUAACAAGGGUCUCCAACGCAUCGCUCGCGAGCUACCAGUAGCUCGCCAAAGGACCAAUGAAUCAUAUGUAAAUUU